UCUUAUGAAAAGUAUUCCAAAGAAAGGCGGGACAAGAAAUAAGGAAACGUGAAAUUUAUUGAUUUAUUAUAAAAGAUAAAAAUUAAAUUUUAUUCCAUCAUUUUCUAAUGGGUGAAUUAUUCACUUUCUGUGAUAAAUAAAAAAACCGCGCAAGAAAUAAAUAAGAGAAUAAAAAGAAAGUACGUAUGUAAACAGUGUUCAUGCGCGCGUCUUGACAAGCAACGCAAAGUGUUGGGAGUUUGUUGAAGGAAGACAGACGAAAAGAAGAAAUUAUCAUUAUAGAGUUGAAGAAGGACAGGGAGAGACGCUUAUUUGUGAAAUCAGGAAAAAUUUUGUUUCAACAGGUGUAGCUUCUGCCUUGAUUGAUAGUCGAUAGAAAAAGAAGGAAAGGAAAAUAAUAAUAAUAAUAAAAAGGGGAAAUGGAUUCUGGAAGUAGUUUACCUACACCGGAAGGUUAUCCGGGUGGUGAGCGACAACAAUUUUGUGUGUCAUGGAACUCGUAUCAGUCAAAUAUGCACAAUGCAUUUCCAAAAUUGUUGAGUUCCGAACAAUUUGUUGACGUUACAUUGGCCUGCGAUGGUGGUUCGAUAAAAUGUCACAAAGUUGUUUUAUCGGCGUGUAGCGAUUAUUUGGAGCGUCUUCUGCUCGAAAUCCCCUGUACUCAUCCCAUCAUUUUUCUGAGGGAUAUGCGUAUGUGGGAACUUCAGGCACUCGUCGAAUUUAUGUAUCGCGGCGAAGUUUACGUCGAGAAACAACAAAUCAGCACUUUGAUGCAAGCUGCCGAAGCUCUUCAGGUUCGAGGAUUAUCAAGUCAGGGACGAGACAGUGCAUUGAAUGAGACAUUAAAUUCACAAAUUGGAACAUCAUCGGUGUCGCCAAUUGAAAUGUCACCGCAAAAAGCGGACGACGCUUGUUCGUAUAAGGGCGAUGAGACAUCGUCUCACGAUGAUGCGAAUAGCACAAGCUAUAUGGAAACAUCGACAAAUAUUGGUUCAAGUGUUGUAGAUUCACCACAGCUCUCUAUGUCAACGCCAACUGCUGGACCUCAACAAACACCACUUACAACACCAAAUUAUUUAAAUUCCGAUCACGCCGAGGCAUUACAACAUUUGGAAAAAGCUCUAAACGCUUGCGAAGCAACAUUGACUGAAACAACUGGAAUGGUGAAAAUGGAACCGGACGAACAAUUCUCACAGCAGGACAAACCAUAUUCAAUUAGUAUGGUACCCAGUAACUGUAGUCCCGGUAGUCCUUUUCCCGCUAUAGAAGGCUAUCAAAGACGACAACGGCGAUCGGAAGAGGAAUUGAAACAGGCAUCUGAUAUGGUGGCACGCGGAAUGACAUUUCAAGUAGCAUCUGAAAAAUAUAAAAUUCCAAUAAGUACCAUUCGAUUUUAUAUGGUAAGAAAAGGAAUUCUGCAGAGGCGAAAAAGAGGACGCGGUGCGGGCGCAACUGGAAUGAAUAGUCAGCCAAGCAGUCCAGCGAGUCCACCUUAUCACAUGAUGAAUUUCCGCUUACCGGAGAGCCUAAACUCCAGCCUACAGUAGUUUUAUGCGCCAGUAGUAAGUUUCUAGACUUGAGUUACAGUCGAACAAAUUGAAUGUUUGUCGCUAAUUUAGAGCUGUUUUAGACUUGAAAUUUCCCUCAACCCACACUUUUACUUCACCCUUCCCCCCCUCAGAAUUUGGCUUUCAAAAAAUUGAUUUUUUUUUCUAAAAAAAAAAAGAAUUGCCAAAAACUGCAAAAAAAAAAAGAUAAACGAAAGCAAAAGAAUUCGUAUUGAUACGAAAGAAAAAAAUUUAUUAAAUUUCAUUAUUUGCUUCAUCGGUUGUCUUUAAACAGCUCUAUCAUCACGUGUAAAUAAAUCUUAUAAUGAAAUGAUGAUUUAAAAAAAAAAGAGGAAAAAAAUACACACACAACAUGGGACGAACAAUCUUGCAAUCGAUCUCAGCUUACGAGCUCGUUAAAUCCGAAAUACCGAUGAUUUUUUACCCCCCCCCCGUCCCCCCUCGUUUGUCCCCUUCGCCCCAAACCCCUAAUUUUCCCGAAUUUUUAAGACUAUAUAUAAUAUAAUUUACGUUACCGCGAACGACGAUUAAUUAUUUACUUAUAUAUUAUAUAUAUAUAUCUACCCGCAUAACUUUUUUUACCUUGUUUUUAUUUAUGUACGCUGCCUAGAUAAGUUUAAUUUUUUUGAUAUAGCGAGCAUUGCUUCUCAUGUUGUGAUUUUUUUUUUUUUUGUUGCGAGUAACAGAGCGAAAGAGAGAAUUAAUGUGGUUGAUUUUAGAUGAUUCUUUAUUUAGUAAAAUCUCAGCGACUCAAAAAAUUUUUGAGUCAGAAAUAUUUUGGACAAAUUUUUUUUUUUUUUUUUUUUUUUUUUGUUUUAUUUUUACGUUUUUAAUCAACCUGACUUUCCAUGACUAGGGUUCCCGAUAAAUUCGUGACCUUUUUUUUCCGUUUUUCAUAAAGAAAUUUAAAAAAAAAAAAUUAAAAAAAAAAUAUAGAACGAAAUAAAAAAAAAUAGUCUGCCUAGAUAAAGCAUUUUAUUACUUUUACUUUCGUAGUUAAUCUUUUUUAAAAGAAAACAAGAGAGAGAGAGAGAGAAAAAAAAUGGAAUGCAUUGUAUUGAGCAUUCGUUUAUUAUUGCGAGAAAAUGAAAAAUAAAUUUCAUUGCUGCAGAUGAUUUAUAGGGAGCACUGCAGUAAAAAAAAUUCCUUUUUUUUCGAGGCAAACGUCAAUUUAUAUAUUUAUAUAUAUAUAAUAAAUACAUAUAUAUAAAAGGCGUGUUGUACUACGAUGUUCUUUAUUUACGAACGGGUAUAAUUAUAAUAAUCCCCCCCUCUCCCCUCGUUUUUUGGUCUAAAAAAAAAAGUAAUCAUGUUUUUGUGUAGAAAAAGUUCGACAUAUAACUGUGGGGUUUUUUUUUAUAUACAAAAAAAAAGAAAAAAAGAAAAAAAAAUUGUAAGCGAAAGAGAAAAAAAUCACUUGCCGCAAUAUAAUCGAGUAACGCUUUAGGAGUUACACAACCCCCCCUCAAAAAAAACCACCGCCUCCCCCCCGAAACUCCCUUUUAUUAUAAUACAAAUAUUUUUGUAGACAAUGCAAAAGGGAAAGUGAAUUUUUUUUUUCUUUGCCUUUUUAUUUACGUUAAAGAGAAAAAAAAGAAAACUUUACCCUUAGCUUUGUUAGGCAUCACAUGAGACUACAAAUUACGAUGUAUCUAGAGUAAUAAUAACAAUGCUUUUAACAUGUUAGUGUACAAAAAAAAAUAAUAAUAAUAUUAAUAUGAAGUAAUGAAAAACAAGUCUGUAAACAAAAAAAACGUAGAGAUUUGCCACUUUUUAGGAAAAUAAGAGGAGAGGAAAUAAAAAAAAAUGAAAAAAAAGCACUUUUAUUUUCUUCGAAAGUGGUUCUGCCUUUUCAAAGAAUUCUCAUAACAUGACAGCAGUGGCGUACGAUGUAUUGCCUUUGUUAAAUAGCAUUCAGAUGAAGCCAUAUUUUUCCAUUUAAUGCAAUAAACGAGCAGUGAACACUUAAAAAAAAAAGAAAAUAAAAAUAAAAGCAUAGCCUCGAAAGAGUGCCUAAACAUUGUUAUUAAUAGUUGAUAAUAA
Molecule: messenger RNA, 3611 nt
Organism: Leptopilina heterotoma
Lineage: Eukaryota; Metazoa; Arthropoda; Insecta; Hymenoptera; Figitidae
Product: broad-complex core protein isoforms 1/2/3/4/5-like
Exons: 4
Coding region: 420-1547 (375 amino acids)
Biological process (GO): regulation of transcription by RNA polymerase II
Cellular component (GO): nucleus
Molecular function (GO): protein binding
Source: RefSeq, a predicted model, not a curated record